CAAUGGGAUGAACGCGCUUUAAAUCAUGGAUCCUGGACCUCGAAGAGGUACGCUGUAAUGUUAACGCAAUUAUUUCCCGUUUACCCUCCCAAAUCGAUUUUCUCUCCCAAAGGUUCGCCUGCUCCAUCACGUUCUAUGGUCUCGCUCUCGACGUCGAUGCGGGGUCCUUCAACAAUUUGUUCCAGUUCGCCCUCGUGGCCGCGUCGCCAAUGGCCACCUACGUUCUGAUCGUGUGGCUGGGCCGGAGAGACGUCCUCGCGGUGUCGCUGUACAUCGUCUGCGUUUCCUGCAUCGCCGUCGCAUUCCUGCCUAGAGUUAUCUCCAGCGCCCGUUUCAUGGCCCUGUCAAGCGCGUGGUUCUUCUCCAACGUUGCCUACACGGUGUUGUUUGUAUACGCCACCGAGAUCUUCCCGACCGUCAUACGAGCUCUGAGCUUCAACUUGGGCGCUGGCUUCGGCAGGAUCGGGACCAUCAUUGCGCCUUACCUCUACCAAGGAACGGAUUCUAAGUUCAUGUCCUUCCUGAUUCUUGCGUUCACGUGCGGUCUGAGCGGCUUUUUGGUGGGAAAGCUGCCGAAUACCAAGGAAGUGCAUCUACCCGAGAUAGUCAAGCCCGAAGAGAACCUUUUCGACUUCACCCCAAUGCGGCCGCACCCUAGUCGGUCGCGUGGAGGCACCGGCUUGAGCCCUCAAGACGGAAGUCCAAACACAACGCUGCAAGUGCCAGCGCUUCCCAAGGUCUCGACCAGCAAGCUGCCUUCUCCAGUCGCCAGCACGCCAGACCAAAAUGUCUCGAGUUGGGUCAAGCCACAAGCGAAACACUUCGCCUCGUCUCACCACCAAAGACGAAGGUCAGUCAAGCCAGCGCUGAAGGAGCUUGGAAGAACACCUACCAGUGUCGUGACCGCUUCCGAGACUCGGCCUUCUGGACCGAAACUUUCGUUUUGCGAACCAGUUGCUGGAGGUGCCACACAAUCAGCACCAGCCGCCACCUCGGCAGCAACCGAAGACGAGAAACCCGCGGUACAACUCGCCGACGACGAUGCCGAACAGAAACGAGCAUCGCUUGAGACCGUGCCCUUUGCCAAUGAGGUCUUCCGGGAGGACCGGCCCAACGCAGAGUCACCGAAAGGACAGGAAGGGAUUCCUUUUUCAGGGACCAGCGUCGACGCCGCGAAGUCGCCCUCCGAAAGUCCGGGGCAGUGCCGUUCGCCUCCAAGUAUCGUGGUGGACCCUGCUGGUACCACGCGUCCCAUGGAGGGUCCUCACCUCGGAGACCCCGAACUGUUAUCCUCACCGUCGCCUGUCGCUGCAGCGUCGACCGCCGUUGCCACCGAGACGAUGGAACGUUGGUCUGCCACGACGCACCAUUUCUCGCCUGUGAGGGACUCCAUUCCAGCGGAGGUCGCCUCUCCCACAUUCCGUAGAGUGGACGCUGAGACGGGGAGCCCCCUGCAAGCCGUGGCCACAAUAGCCUCUGGCGGUGUCACGCCUGCGCGCAGCUCGUCGCCCUCGCGGCCAACAACGCGGAGGUUGGGCGUCGACGAUGUGGCCUCGACUGCUGAGGCCCCAAUGCCUCCUGAGCGUCUGGAACAUCGAGACGAAGUUGGAGCUCGGGCGGUGCAGGCGAUGUCGGUACGUGCGGCCGAGCCUGUGAAAAAGGCCGGUACACUGCAGUCGCCGCGGCAUUCGCUGGAAGGUGCAGGGAGCGGUGUGUUGGCAAGGCCAGAGAACGUCGACAGGAGACUGGCUUCGCCACUCAGAAGACACAUAAAGAACCCUGCCAGCCCGAAGUUGAAGAGGAACAAGCUCUCGAAGCACCGCCUACCGCGUGGAGGUCACCAUCGCUAGAAGAUUUAAUUACGCGCUUUUCAUUUCUUUCUUUUUUUUUGGUGAGUACUCCUGUGCAGACUUGGUUGAGACUUUCCAGUUGGUGCGCCUGCUGCGCAACUUGCACUUAUCAUUUGUGACUUGCACCUUCAGGAAACGAGUGGGAGUAUUUGGAGAUGUGAUGGAGCGUCGCUUUUUCGUAGCUUUCUAUGCCGGUUCCGUCGGAAGUAAGGUAUCAACAGGUAUAACUGUUACGACCUGUUGUGUGCGUGUUAACUGAAAACGAUGACGCUAGAUAUUCCUUACGCGUUAUUGACCAUUACGUUCAGCAGUUCUUGGCCACUCGUCGCCAAUUAACGAUUUUAUAAUUCUGGCGGACUGAUUGUGUGCUUGUUUUAAUACUGUACUUACCGUUAUGCUCACGCAAAGUGGGACAUCUCUUAAUCGUAUAGCCCGAUUGACUUUAAAGCUGGGCCGGCAUGUAAACUACUAAGCCUGUUUUCGUGAACUUGGGGCCGCGGGCACAACUGUAAUGAUUUCCGAGAACGAAUGCGGGAUUGUGUUGUUCAGUGCGCAAUGCUUUCUCGCGCACUACACCUGUUGUAAACGUUUAAUAAGUAACAUAUGUUCAUUGUGGCCCUGAGAGCCGAAUCGCAAAGACUAGCGAUUUAUUUUAUCAUUCUGUUCUAAUUGAUAUGAUUGACGAGUAUUGAACCACAGCUUGAUCUCGCUGGAGCACUCGAUUGGCGCGCUGCGAAGUGAAAGAUAACAAUGCUGCCCCGCAUAUUAACAACUACAUUCUCACCCGAGCCAGAUAAUUUCGGGUAAUUGAACUACGCCUCUUCCUCUUCACAGCCACUAUCUAUCUACGCACUAUAUUGUAACGUAGAUUCAAGACGGAGUCUUGCAAGAUAGGCGCUUCUCUUUAAUGGCGGGCCAGAAGAAGAGCGUGCAGAUUAUAUACGCGCUUCAUCGUCUUUCAUGGCGCCGACCUUUGCGCGCGCCGUCCCGCGGUGCGGAAGCCCCACAUCAUUGUGUCAAUUGCCCCCCAUGCGAAAAGGAACAGUCUCGGUCGCGUCAAAAAGUUCUUUCAGCGACGACAAGAAAUGGAGCUCCUCGGGUGCAUCGGGGCGUUCACGUACGCGCAUGGUUUCAUGCGCACUGCAUGAACUUAAGCGCGAGGAUGACGACGGAGCGAACCGGGGUCAGAACUGCAGAGGACGACUUCGUAUAGGGGACGACCUCCACCAGAAAAAUGUGUUGUAAUGUGCUUUACCUUCGCAUUCUCUGCAAUCGGGCCUCUACUCGAAUCUCUUUUUAGUAUCGGAGGAAUGAAUGCUGGGUGGAUGCUACGAACGUCCCCGUUGAAUGGGUUACGCCACCAAGCUCUUUAGCUUACUUUGCCUAAUGUAUUGGCUAUAUCGUUUUUACCUGACCGAAAUUUUCCGUAUCAAACUUUCUAGAGCAUUGUUGGGAACUUAGUUUGUAAUAAAGCAUGUUCCAUCGUUGAGAGAACAUCGGUGAGAGAAGUACAGCGCCGCACCUCUGCACACCAAUGCAUUCGAGUUGACGUGGAGUGCACCCGGUAGCCAAAUAUUUUGCCCAGCAAUCGCCGCGGAGCCAAAGCCAUCCAGAUGCCACCCUACGGAGAGUCGGUGAAGUUUUCCAGUGAUUUCGAAUGGAAGGAAAGCCGUAGAUCUAAGAGGGUGCGUCACAUAAUCUCUAUUAGCCUCUUCAGUAACAAAUUUGGAUGGACUACCGACAUUUGUGUUGAAAUUGCAGUAGGACGAUUAUUUCUGAAUUUUCCAGUAAGUCAUCGUACUUGCGUUGUAAUUAAAUCGAACUGUAGAGUCAUCAGUCAGGUCACGUGUCCAUUUCAAAAGAAUUGAAUCGCCUGUUUAAAACACAUGUACAGUGCUCAGCGACUGAAACGCGAUACUUGGAGCGCGCGACUACUGAAACUUGAUUGCGCCACCAGGGGGGGACACCUUGUGAUGUCUUGCAUGUGCAUUCGGCCCCCCUCAGGAAUAGCCUAGCAUUCACCGGUGGCCCAAAAAGGGCCAGCCGCUAUGUCGUCCGAGUAUCGCGUUUCCUUCACCGAAUAUUGUACAAUUAUUGGUUGCAGGCUUACGAGAAAGGAAAACAAAAUAUUUGUUCAGCAUGGCUGACCGAACGGGGCACGUCAAACAUUGUCAGAUGUCGUAAUGUACAAUUGUCUGUGUAGCAAUACGCUGUUCAUGCAAGUGCAAUUUUUAUUUGUUUUAUUUGAAGAUGCUGCCAAUCCCAAGGGGAUCAUAGCA
Molecule: messenger RNA, 4129 nt
Organism: Dermacentor silvarum
Lineage: Eukaryota; Metazoa; Arthropoda; Arachnida; Ixodida; Ixodidae
Product: fibrous sheath CABYR-binding protein-like
Exons: 5
Coding region: 210-1850 (546 amino acids)
Molecular function (GO): transmembrane transporter activity
Source: RefSeq, a predicted model, not a curated record